CUGGGUGCCCUCCUGCCCCCCUGCCCCCACCCUGAGUGGGGCUGCCCACAGAUUUAGUGGGUCCAAGGAAAGGAAGCCAGGAAGGUGGGAGGGCAGCUGCCCAGGCAGUCGCUUUAGCAGCAGGAGGGCCCAGGAGGUUCAUGGGAUCCCUUAUAAAGAGCGUGCUCUGAGUGACACACGCACCACACACGCAGAGGCUCCUCUGCCUUCUUUCCUGCACACUGACUGCUGCAGCUGCCUCCGGAUUCGCCCUCCCUUUGCAGCCGCCGGAGGAGGCGGCUGGCUCUUUUUGCAGCUGAACUGGGGGGCUCUUGGGCAGAAGGAAGGCCAGCAGCCGGCUGGCUGCAUCGUCUCCUGCUCCCGGACGAGGGAAUGCGCCAUGGAGCCCACUGGACCCGGAUGCCCGGAAAGCAGAGGGCAGCCAAAGCAAGCAAGUUUGGAGGAUGCCAAGGCCUUUUAUGAGAACCUCUCUCCCAAAAAGAAGCCCAAAUCACCAAAGCCACAGCACGCCAUCACCAUUGCUGUGUCCUCCCGAGCCCUGUUCCGUAUGGAAGAAGAGCAGAAGAUUUACACCGAGCAGGGCGUGGAGGCCUACGUGAAGUAUCAGCUGGAGCACGAGGAGGAGCCCUUCCUGCCCGGAGGAGCCUUCCCUUUUGUCAAGGCUCUGGAAUCAGUCAACUGCCGGCUGCGGGAACUCUUCCCAGACAGCGAGGAACUCUUUGACAUUGUCCUCGUGACCAACAACCACGCACAAGUGGGCGUUCGCUUGAUCAACAGCAUCAACCAUUACAAUCUCUUCAUUGAGAGGUUUUGUAUGACAGGCGGGAAUAGCCCCAUUUGCUACUUGAAGGCCUAUCACACCGACCUCUAUUUAUCCUCGGACUGUGAGAAAGUGAGUGAGGCCAUAGAAGAGGGGAUUGCAGCUGCCACUAUUUUCACCCCCAAGAAAGAUGUGCAAGUCUCGGAGAAGCAGCUUCGUGUCGCCUUUGACGGAGACGCGGUGCUGUUUUCAGACGAGUCGGAGCAGAUUGUGAAGGCUCAUGGCCUGGACAAGUUCUUCGAGCACGAGAAGGCCUAUGAGAACAAGCCUCUUGCUCAGGGGCCACUGAAGGGCUUCCUGGAAGCGCUGGGGAAGCUCCAGAAGAAGUUCUACACCAAAGGCCUCCGCCUGGAAUGCCCCAUCCGCACCUACCUGGUCACAGCUCGAAGUGCUGCCAGUUCCGGGGCCCGAGCCCUAAAGACUCUCCGGAGUUGGGGGCUGGAAACGGACGAGGCCCUCUUCCUGGCCGGCGCACCCAAAGGCCCCCUGCUGGAGAAGAUCCGGCCACACAUCUUCUUUGAUGACCAGAUGUUUCAUGUGGAGGGAGCCAAGGAAAUGGGCACGGUUGCCGCCCACGUUCCUUAUGGGGUGGCCCAGAAGUACAAGCUCUCAGGACAAAGACAGGCAGCUCAGGACGGCAAGUAGUGCCCAGGGCUGGGCUGGGCUGGGCCAGCGCUCGGUGGAGAACGAAGUCUCGCUUGGUGAGUGCCAACUUCUAGGAUGACCAGAACCAAAAGUAUUGGGACGGUCCAUGAAGGAUCUGCUGCCGCCUGUACAGGUGGCACUUUAUGCUCCUCCCCCACCGGCACCGUAGUGUGGCCCACCCCCUCCUGCAGGGCCCUCAGAGCAUCUCCAGGGGCCCCUCCCUAAGCAAGAGUGCCUCCGGACCGAGAGAGCUUUCUCUUCCUCCAGCAGGGGAUCCUCUGGCAUCUGGGGACACUUUCCUGUGACCCGUGCGUCCCCGGUGAACUGGACAUAGGUCACCCUCUCUCAGGUGCAGCACGCAGCCAUUGUGGGCGGGGCUCCUGGAAGCCUUGUCAAAAGUCCCGCUUGCAACGUUUGCUGGUUUGCAAAAAGGCCCUUGGUCGCUGGUUACAGGGCAGAGACCAGCUUGACCAGCUGAGGGGAGCCUGCUGUGGAAGAGGGGAGCCAGCAGAGGCAAACACACACACACACACACACACCCCUCGUUUGAGGGAAAUCCUCCCCCCCCCAUCACUUCUGGCCACAGCAGCCUAUUCAUUGCUCUCCCCUCCGAAGGGCCACUGCCAGGAAAGGAAUUCUGAGGGGCGUCUAAGUAUAUUCAUAGCCACAGAAGCUGCCUUCUUGUGCCAAGCACAUGUCAUGUGGCAUUUUCUGGGCACCCAUUCAGGAUGCAAUCUUUCCUGUGAGCCAGGCAGGAGCAAAAGUGGAGCAAGUGCCCUUUGGCUUUGAGCUUGAAUGCCAAAAUGGGGAAAAGUCCUCCUCCCUGCAAGAGUCACAGAGUGUUCCUUCCCCAAGCAAGAAGGGCUGCCUUUACAGCCCUGGUCACCCUUUGGUGGAAGAGCAUGCAAAGCGUUUCACCCUUUUCCUUCCCUUCCCUUUGGGAAGGGAGGCUGCAGGCUGUAGCCAGAAGCAGACGCCACAGCCCAAAUCCCAACUCCACGUGGAAACUCUGAACAAACGAUUCGCUCUAAACAGACUAAGCAUCAAGCGUGGAAGCCGUUGCCUCCCUCCAAGAGUCUCUGAGAGCUUUUCAUCCAGAGCACCAGACCAGAAUAGAAUCAAAGGCUCCUGGGGUUGGAAGGGACCUUGGAGGUCUUCUAGCUCAACCCCCUGCCCGAGGCAGGAGUCCUCAGUGAAGGUUCUUCUUUCACUUUCAACAUUAUUCUUGGGGGGAGAAACGGUUUCCCCAUGGAACUCACUGCCUCAGGAGUGCCUUCUCUCCUUUUGCAGAAAGUAUUUUGCUGCCAAUUUUUGCUGCUUCUGCAUUUUCAUGAUUGUGAGUGAAACACCUUCACACCUGCCUGAUGGAAGUUUGUCUGUAGUAAACCUCCUAU
Molecule: messenger RNA, 2859 nt
Organism: Notechis scutatus (mainland tiger snake)
Lineage: Eukaryota; Metazoa; Chordata; Lepidosauria; Squamata; Elapidae
Gene: NT5C1A
Product: 5'-nucleotidase, cytosolic IA
Biological process (GO): adenosine metabolic process; nucleotide metabolic process
Cellular component (GO): cytosol; cytoplasm
Molecular function (GO): magnesium ion binding; 5'-nucleotidase activity; nucleotide binding
Source: RefSeq, a predicted model, not a curated record